AAAAGAAAUCUGUUAAACAAUUGGAAUAAAUUUGAAAUGUCUAAAUAUUAAAAAAUAAUAUUCUUCGAAAAACCUCACCGGCACAGCUCGGACUGAGCCAGCUGGGCGGGGUUUCAAAUAUAGAAUUCACCUAUCAAACAAAUACACAACAUAUUUCUAAUACAUCUGCUUCAGAAACAAAUACAGCAUGUCUUUUCACAUGAAACUUGACUUUUGGAAUAAUCUUUCCACCAAAAACUGCAUGGACUUUCUCAUAAUGUCCUGAGUUUAUUUCUUCCUCCAGGCCAGCAGGUGGCGCUGUGCACAAUUGUAGCCCACGUACUUCCGGUUUCCCCAGUGACGUCAUACGGUGGUCAUAUGUGUUUCCGGUUCAGAGCUGGCUGUCCUGCUGGCUGAGAGCAGCUGAUAGAAACCUAAACUAGCAAACAGCGAGCUGUAAACACCAACAUGAAGCGAACUUAUAACGUAAAGAGCGUCCACCGGUACCAGCGGAUGGGAAACGGGUCACACGAGCACUGUUGUGUUCCGCUGUGCUCCAACUCCAGCCGGUACAACUCCGUGUUGAGCUUCCACCGGUUCCCCAAAGACCCAGAACUCCGUCUGAAGUGGUUGGACAGAAUCCGGCGUGAUUGUUUAACGGCGACGAGUCACAUUAAGGUGUGCAGCAGACACUUCAGUAGAGAUAAACUCAUCGUUACGUCUCAGGGAAGACGGACGUUAAAGUUCGGCGCCGUUCCGGCUUUGUUUCACUGGAACAACUACGCGGAGUCAGAGACCCGGUUCGGGGUUUGGGAGCUCCCGGUACGACCCAGAACACCGCCAGCAGUCCAGUCCGACACCACCGGCCCGGACCCGGAGGAGCCUGCAGACACCGUCCAGCCGACCCAGCACACGGAGGAGGACGUGGUGCCGGUCGUUGUGGACCACGAGUACUGUUUCUCCAGUAAGAGCGUCGUAGUGGACCGGGUUCACUACGACGGGAUGCUGCGGGAGAUUGAAGCGUUGGACCCGGGACAAUCCCGUUUACAAGACCCGUGUGGGCUGCAGCGGUUCGCUGGAUCACCAGAAGAUAUUUUAUUUUACACCAGGUUCCCCUCCUACGAUCAUCUGAUGGCGUUCUGGACUCUGAUGGAACCAGCGACAUCCAGGAUGGUCCGGACCACAAGGUCCAAAGGAUCGUCUGCUAAGAGAGAGGAGGCUUUCAGCAGACACACACAGAAACUGGCCCCCAUAGAUGAGUUCUUCCUGUUUCUAAACUUCCUGUCGACUGGCUGCACCCAGAGGGAGCUCGGCCACCGUUUUAAUAUCCAAACCACAACGGUCAGCAGAAUCAUCAUAACGUGGGCCGACUUCCUCUACCGCCUGCUGGGAUCGGUGUGCACCUGGUUGACACCUGAACAGAUCAGAGCUCAUCUUCCUCCUGAGUUCAGGGAGUACGCAGACACCCAGGUGAUCAUUGACUGCACAGAGCUGCGCUGCCAAGCGCCGUCCUCCCCGCUACAUCAGAAUGACGUUUUCUCUUUAUAUAAGUCCCACUGCACCUUUAAGGCCAUGGUGGGCAUGGCUCCACACGGGGCUCUAACGUUUGUGUCAGCACUCUACGACAGCUCUGUGAGUGAUAAAGAGAUGUUCAGACAAUCAGGCAUCGUACCUCUGCUGUCCCCUAACAGGGCUGUGAUGGUUGAUAAAGACUUCCUGGUGGAUGACCUCGUCCCUGGAAAAGUUCACCGGCCCGCCUUCCUGUCUAAAGGAAACCAAACGUCAGCACAUGAUGGUCUCGAGACACGUUUGAGAGUCCAUGUGGAGAGGUUAACGAGGAGGGUGAAGGAAAACAAACUGUUUGAUACUGAAAUCCCCUCCUCCAUCUCAGGGAGCAUCACUCAGUUAUUCACCGUGGCGUGUCUCCUCUCCAACUACCAGAAUGCACCUCCGCUCAAGAAGUGACGAGUAGAAGUCUGAGGAUGCAGUUUGCCAUAACACACUGUUCAGUUGAAAGAGGGCUGGGCGACAUGGAAGAUAUCAAAUAUCACAAUAUUUUUUACCAAAUACCUUUAACGAUGUUGCGACGAUGUUGUAGGAUUUACACAAUGAGAUUAUGUAAGGGAUAAUGUACAGCGAGCCGGUCAUUGUUGUGAAAUAAACCCAGACAGGGCGAUGCGA
This is a messenger RNA of Sebastes umbrosus (honeycomb rockfish), 2160 nucleotides long. RefSeq lists its product as uncharacterized. The record is from RefSeq and is a predicted model, not a curated record. The coding region runs from base 448 to 1944 and encodes 498 amino acids. NCBI's taxonomy places the organism in Eukaryota, Metazoa, Chordata, Actinopteri, Perciformes, Sebastidae. The transcript is spliced from 3 exons.